AUGGGACACUAUAAGUUAUCCUCGGGAAAGAGGUUAACGCUGUCACUGGCAAUGGCAUCACUGGUGGCUGCAUUUGGAUCAUCUUUCCAGUAUGGGUACAAUGUUGCUGUUGUCAACUCUCCCUCAGAAAUCCUGAAACACUUUUACAAUGAAACUUACUAUGAUAGGACUUCGAAAUAUAUGAGCAGUAGCUACGUGACCCUGCUGUGGUCUGUCACUGUAUCCAUGUUUCCUCUAGGAGGCUUAAUUGGGUCACUCAUAGUAGGCCCAAUGGUAAAUAAAUUUGGUAGAAAGGGGACCUUGCUGAUCAACAACAUCUUUUCCAUUGUCCCUGCCAUUUUGAUGGGAUGCAGCAAAGUGGCCAAGUCCUGUGAGGUGAUCAUCUUUGCCCGAAUUGUGGUGGGAAUAUGUGCAGGUCUGUCCUCCAGUGUGGUUCCCAUGUACUUGGGAGAGUUGGCCCCCCAAAACCUGAGAGGGGCCAUCGGUGUGGUCCCCCAGCUAUUAAUCACUUUUGGGAUCUUUGCAGCCCAGGUCUUUGGUUUUCGGAGCAUCUUAGCAACUGAAGAUGGAUGGACCAUUCUCCUUGCCCUGAAGGCAAUCCCUGCAUCCCUGCAAGUGAUCUUGCUGCCCUUCUUCCCAGAGAGUCCUCGGUAUAUCCUGAUUCAGACGGGAGGGGAAGAAGGAGCCGGAAAAGCUUUAAAGACACUGAGAAACUCUGAGAAUAUUGAGGAUGAGGUGGAGGAGAUCCUUAUGGAGCAUGAGGUCGAGAAGGCUGCUGACAUAAUGUCUGUGGUGAAAAUCUUCAGCACAAACUCCCUCAGAUGGCAGUUCAUUUCCAUCAUUGUCUUGAUGGCUGGCCAGCAGUUUUCAGGAGUCAAUGCGGUCUACUACUAUGCAACCCAGAUUUACAGGACAGCAGGAGUGGUUGAAUACAACAUCCAGUAUAUCACAGCGGGGACAGGAGCAGUCAACGUGGUGAUGACCGUCGUAGCGGUCUUCAUUGUGGAGCUCUUAGGGAGGAGGUUGCUCCUCAUAACUGGCUUCGGUACGUGCUUCCCGGCAUGUGUGGUGUUAACAGUGGCCCUUUCACUCCAGAACACUGUUAAGAGGAUGCCUUUUCUCAGCAUUGUUUGUGUGAUCACCUAUAUUAUAGGGCAUGCUAUUGGACCUAGUCCAAUUCCUUCACUGAUUAUUGCUGAAAUCUUCCUGCAGUCCUCCCAGCCAGCUGCAUUCAUGCUUGGAGGCACUAUCCACUGGCUCUCUAUGUUCGCUGUGGGGCUACUCUUCCCUCUCAUUCGGAAAGGUCUUGGUGCCUUCAGCUUCCUCAUCUUUGCUGGGGUAUGUCUCUUCACCGCACUUUAUUCCUACUACAUCAUCCCAGAGACCAAGUCUAAGACAUUUGUGGAAAUCAACCAGAUUUUUGCCAAGAUUAAUAAGAUGUCAGAAAUUCAGCCAGAGAAAGAGAAAUCUUCCAGCUUCUAUCCUCCCACUAUUCCGUAG
Trichosurus vulpecula (common brushtail) is the source of this 1500-nucleotide messenger RNA. Its product is annotated as solute carrier family 2, facilitated glucose transporter member 5-like. Lineage: Eukaryota; Metazoa; Chordata; Mammalia; Diprotodontia; Phalangeridae. The record is from RefSeq and is a predicted model, not a curated record. Gene Ontology annotation, cellular component: membrane. The transcript has 12 exons. Gene Ontology annotation, molecular function: fructose transmembrane transporter activity. Gene Ontology annotation, biological process: fructose transmembrane transport. Bases 1 to 1500 code for a protein of 499 amino acids.